AUGGCUUUCAAUCAUCCUCAGCGCAAUAAUGGCGAAGGUGUGAGAAAUGAGAAACUUUAUGUUUUUGCCCAAAGUGCACGACCAUUUGGAGAUCUUGCACGGGGAGAGUCAUUUUCCAGAAAUGACAUGGAGGUAGUGCAUUGGUUCGUACUGAACAAUUGUGAUGAGAUAAUGGCCUACUUAGAUAAGCAUGAAGAGAUGAUGAAACGAGAACAUCCAUCACAUUUGUAUGCCAACAAACACCGUGAAUUGUUUCCACAAUGGUUUUUGGAAUAUGUGAAUAAGUUAAAAUCAUCGAAUUCCCUCACUUACAGUGAAGAGUUAUAUAACUUGGCGUUCGACCCGAUUCGCGCUGAAUUAUUCUCAGGUUGCCAUGUUAAUGGCGUCAAGUUUUUGGGGAUUGCAUGA
Prunus armeniaca (apricot) is the source of this 408-nucleotide messenger RNA. The record is from the annotation of a GenBank genome assembly. Lineage: Eukaryota; Viridiplantae; Streptophyta; Magnoliopsida; Rosales; Rosaceae.